AUGUCUAUUUCCACCAGCGCUCCAUUUCCUCCAUCUUGUGCUCUGAAUAGAGACCCUAUUAGCUGCCCUUCGAGCGCGACUAAUCAACCUUCACAAAUACAGAGCGAGCUAGAGACUAUACACCAUCUACCGGGAAAUCCCGCUGUCAGCCUUCGAACUGAUGAGGUCCAUGGUCACCUCUUACAUGAACUAGCAACUCCACUCCUAGAUGAGCUUUAUGCUCAUCUGUGGCUGGUUGCAAAGAAAUCUGGUCUUCAUAUCGAUGCGCUACAUAGGCAAAGAGUCAAGAGACGCCCUAUCAUCCCGACUGAAGACCCGAAGUUCCAUCUCGUUUGGAGCAGAGACAAAAUCUAUAUCAAGCCCGUGCCUCUGUUUUUGCUGAAUCAUGAUUUUUGGGUGCGGUAUUUACAGCCUCCAAGGCGACUUCUAUCGUCGGAACAUUUUCCGUUUACUCUCCAGACGGCUUCUUGGGCGCUCGAUCGCUCGAUAGCAAUGGGAUUUAUGCGCUCAUAUGCAUUACUUGUGAGGUACCCCCUUGACCUUGCAAUCGCGAAAGAGUCUUUUCUUAUCCCGCGUGAGGUUGAUUAG
Penicillium taxi is the source of this 588-nucleotide messenger RNA. RefSeq lists its product as uncharacterized. Bases 1 to 588 code for a protein of 195 amino acids. The transcript has a single exon. Lineage: Eukaryota; Fungi; Ascomycota; Eurotiomycetes; Eurotiales; Aspergillaceae. The record is from RefSeq and is a predicted model, not a curated record.